This is a messenger RNA of Diceros bicornis minor, 972 nucleotides long. RefSeq names its product acrosomal protein SP-10-like. The record is from RefSeq and is a predicted model, not a curated record. Bases 1 to 972 code for a protein of 323 amino acids. The transcript has 6 exons. Lineage: Eukaryota; Metazoa; Chordata; Mammalia; Perissodactyla; Rhinocerotidae.
AUGGAGAAGUACAAUUUCAGGAAAAGUGGGGAGGAGAACCAUGAAAUUGCAGAAAGCAUCGCAUAUUCAGAGGAUGAUUAUAAGUUGCAUAUGGAACUGCCGUGGGAUGGAGCUUGGGAUGAAGAUGGAAGAAGGGAAAAGGAGGAGCAGAAAGAUGAGACUGAGGAAGGGCCCCUCUUUCCCAAAAUCCAGAUGAAGUUUCUCUUACUAAUCAGUCUUUAUCUGCUUAGAUCUGCCAGAGGAGCAUCAGGUCAGCCUGAUGAGCCUCCUGGCUCUAUGGGUCACCAAGCUUCAGUUCGACAAUUAUCAGGUGAGUACUUUUCACUUGCAAACCCUUCAGAUGGUGAGGCUUUAUAUGAGACUUCUUCAAGCGGGAACACUUUAAGUGAGCAUGCUUCAGGCGACCACACUUCGAUUGAACACUCUUCAAGUGAGCACGCUUCGGGUGAGCACGCUUUGGGUGAGCACGCUGCAGGUGAGCAUGCUACAGGUGAGCACGCUGCAGGUGAACGUGCUUCGGGUGAACAUGCUUCGGGUGAACAUGCUGCCAGUGAGCACGCUUCUGGUGAACAACCUUCAGGUGAACAACCUUCGGGUGAACAGCCUUCCAGUGAAAAGUCUUCAGGUGAACAGGCUUCAGCUGAACAGGCUACAGGUGAACAGACCUCAGGUGAAAAGCCAAUGGGUGAACAGCCUUCAGACAGUCCAACUUCCAGCACAUUUUCAGGCCCUGUUUUAAAUUGCCACACAUGCUCUUUUAUGAAUGAUCAAGGAAAAUGCCUUCGUGGAGAGGGAGUCUGCUCCACUCAGAACUCCCAGCAGUGCAUGUUAAAGAAGAUCUUUGAAGGUGGAAAACUCCAAUUCAUGGUUCAGGGGUGUGAGAAUAUGUGCCCAUCUAUGAACCUCUUCUCCCACGGAACCAGGAUGCAAAUUAUAUGCUGUCGGAAUGAGUCUUUCUGCAACAAGAUCUAG